AUAAUCUGUCAGGUUCCAGGCAUUGUGUUCGUGCAUUACUGAAAUAUAUUUUAACGUGAACUUAACUGGAUAUCAAAGAUGUCAACAGAAAUGGAAACAAAAGCAGAUGUGGAAACUUUUGCCUUUCAAGCAGAAAUUGCUCAACUUAUGUCAUUGAUUAUCAAUACUUUCUAUUCUAAUAAGGAAAUUUUUCUGAGAGAACUGAUUUCAAACUCGAGUGAUGCCCUUGAUAAAAUACGUUAUGAGUCAUUAACAGAUCCUUCUAAACUUGAUCAUAGCAAAGAAUUAUUUAUUAAAAUUAUUCCAAAUAAGAAUGAUGGGACUUUAACUAUUAUUGAUACUGGUAUUGGUAUGACCAAGGCUGACUUGGUAAAUAAUCUUGGUACAAUUGCCAAGUCUGGUACCAAAGCUUUCAUGGAAGCAUUACAAGCUGGUGCAGAUAUUUCCAUGAUUGGACAAUUUGGUGUAGGUUUUUAUUCUGCCUAUUUAAUAGCAGACAAAGUCACUGUAGUUUCCAAGCACAAUGACGAUGAACAAUAUCUGUGGGAAUCCAGUGCUGGUGGGUCAUUUACUGUCAAACAUGAUAAUGGAGAACCAUUAGGACGAGGAACAAAAAUUGUUCUGCACAUAAAAGAAGAUCAAGCUGAAUACCUAGAAGAAAGGAAAAUUAAAGAAAUCGUAAAAAAACAUUCUCAAUUUAUUGGUUAUCCAAUUAAAUUAGUAGUUCAAAAAGAACGUGAAAAAGAGUUGAGUGAGGAUGAAGCUGAAGAAGAGGAAGAAAAAAAAGAAGAUGAUGGAAAACCAAAAGUUGAGAAUGUAGACGAGGCUGAGGAAACUACAGAAGAAGAAGAAAAGAAGAAGAAGAAGAAAAAGACUAUUAAAGAAACGUACACAGAAGAUGAAGAAUUAAAUAAGACAAAGCCUAUUUGGACUAGAAAUCCAGAUGAUAUUACACAAGAAGAAUAUGGUGAAUUCUAUAAAUCAUUGACAAAUGAUUGGGAAGAUCAUUUGGCUGUUAAACACUUUUCUGUAGAAGGUCAAUUGGAAUUCAGAGCUUUGCUCUUUGUUCCAAGACAUAUGCCAUUUGACUUAUUUGACAACAAAAAGAGAAAAAAUAAUAUUAAACUAUAUGUACGAAGAGUAUUCAUUAUGGAUAAUUGCGAACAAUUGAUUCCAGACUACUUAAAUUUCAUGAAAGGAAUAGUUGAUAGUGAAGAUUUACCUUUAAAUAUUUCUCGUGAAAUGCUACAACAAAAUAAAAUCUUAAAGGUUAUUCGUAAGAACCUUAUUAAAAAAUGUAUAGAAUUAUUUGAAGAACUUGCAGAAGACAAGGAUAACUAUAAGAAAUUCUAUGAACAAUUUAACAAAAACAUUAAAUUAGGUAUUCAUGAGGACAGUUCUAAUCGUAAUAAAUUGUCAAAUCUUUUGAGGUUUCAUACUUCAGCUUCUGGAGAUGAAACUUGUUCUCUUAAAGACUAUGUAGGUAGAAUGAAAGAGAACCAAAAACAUAUUUACUUUAUUACUGGGGAGAACAAAGACCAGGUUGCAAAUAGUUCAUUUGUUGAACGUGUGAAAAAACAUGGCUUUGAAGUUAUCUAUAUGACAGAACCUAUUGAUGAGUAUAUAGUACAACAAAUGAAAGAAUUUGAUGGUAAACAAUUGGUAUCUGUAACCAAAGAAGGAUUAGAGCUACCUGAAGAUGAAGAAGAAAAAAAGAAGAAAGCAGAAGAUAAAGUCAAAUAUGAAAAUUUAUGUAAUGUAAUGAAAAAUAUUCUUGAUAACAAAGUAGAAAAAGUUGUAGUAUCAAACCGACUAGUUGAUUCUCCUUGCUGUAUAGUUACUUCACAAUAUGGUAUGAGUGCUAAUAUGGAAAGAAUCAUGAAAGCUCAAGCUCUUAAAGACACAUCUACUAUGGGAUAUAUGGCAGCAAAAAAACACCUUGAGAUAAAUCCAGAUCAUGCCAUCAUUGAAGCCCUUAAUCAGAAAACAGAGGCUGACAAAACUGGCAAAGCAGUAAAAGACUUAGUAAUCUUAUUAUUUGAAACAGCACUUCUUUCUUCAGGUUUUACAUUAGAUGAACCACAAGUUCAUAGUGCAAGAAUUUAUAGAAUGAUCAAGCUGGGACUUGGUAUUGAUGAAGAAGAAUCUGUACCAGAAGAACAAACUACAGAAGAAAUUCCUCCCCUGGAAGUACAUGCAGAAGAUGCUUCACGAAUGGAAGAAAUAGAUUAAAUUUAAGAUCUAAAUAUGACAUCAGACAUCAAUGUCAUUAUAGUCAAUGAAAGACUGCCGAAAUAGUUAUAUUUUAUAUGUUAUUAUUCAUCUUCAUUUUUAUUAUC
Messenger RNA from Eufriesea mexicana, 2339 nucleotides. RefSeq names its product heat shock protein 83. NCBI's taxonomy places the organism in Eukaryota, Metazoa, Arthropoda, Insecta, Hymenoptera, Apidae. The record is from RefSeq and is a predicted model, not a curated record. The coding region runs from base 79 to 2232 and encodes 717 amino acids. Gene Ontology annotation, molecular function: ATP-dependent protein folding chaperone; ATP hydrolysis activity; ATP binding. The transcript is spliced from 2 exons. Gene Ontology annotation, biological process: protein folding.